AAAUCAAAUAGUCUUCUUCCAUGCCAUUUUUUUAAUCCUAAAUACACAUCCUCCAUUCUAGCUUCCUCUUUUUUAGUUGAAUCUUCUGAUCCUAGUUAACGAUCUUGAGCUAGCAGACGGGUUCUCCGAUUAUAUUUUUCUUAUGUUAUUCUCUAACUACUCUUUUCGCUUUAAUCUAUCUAUCUUUCGUCAUAUAUUAAAGGAAAGAGCAAUGUGAAGAGGAAAACGAGAGAGACAAAGUGAAAAUGAGGACAGAAAUUAGACAAGUAGAAGAAAAGCCAAGAAAGGGUGGUCUUAGAACUAUGCCUUUCAUCAUUGUGAAUGAAUCAUUUGAGAUGAUAGCAACAUAUGGUUUACAAACAAAUAUGCUAAUUUAUUUGAUGACAUUUUAUAACAUGAGUGCUGCCACUGCUACUAGUAUUCUUGGACUAUGGGCUGCACUUUCAAAUGGAUUGGCUAUUGUUGGUGCAAUUGUUGCUGAUUCUUACUGCGGUCGGUUUAGAGUUGUUGCCUUUGGAUCCAUCUCAACUCUUAUUGGAAUGAUUGUUCUUUGGCUCACAACUAUGAUUCCACAACUCACGUCUGCAUCCUGCUCUCACUUCCAACAUGUUAGUAAUGGAACAACACCAAUCCAACUUGCUGUUCUGUUUUCGUCUUUUGGGUUUAUGUCAAUUGGAGCUGGUUUUGUUAGACCUUGUUCUAUAAUAUUUGGUGCUGAUCAAUUGGAAAAUAAAAAGAACCCCGACAACCAGAGGCGUAUUGCUAGCUAUUUCAACUGGUACUAUGUUAGCACAGGAAUUUCAACUAUGCUUGCAGUUACUGUAAUUAUUUAUAUUCAAGAUCGUUAUGGUUGGCAAGUUGGCUUUGGUAUCCCUAUUAUCCUUAUGUUUUUGUCUGUCUUAAUGUUCCAAAUCGGUUCUCCUCUUUAUAUCAAAGUGAAAGCUAAAACUACGGAAAACUUGGUCAUAGGAUUGUUCCAAACAGCUGUAGCAGCUUUUAGGAAAAGAAAUAAUACUCGUCUUCCAUUGAGUGAUUGUGAUGAAUACUAUCGUUGGCCACUUGAAUCAGAGGUCUUCACUCCAUCAAUGGACUUUAGGUGGUUAAAUAGAGCUUGCAUGAUUGAAGAUCCUGAAAGAGAUUUGAAUCUUGAUGGAUCAGCUUCAAAUCCAUGGAAUCUCUCUAGUUUGGAACGAGUUGAAUCACUCAAGGCUCUUCUUAGAGUACUUCCUAUGUGGUCCACCGGUUUUAUGAUGUCUGUGGACAUGGGUGUAUUCUCAUUUUCUAUACUUCAAACAAAGACCAUGGAUAGACACAUGUUCCCUCACUUUGAAAUACCAGCAGCAUCAUUCACUAUGUUCUUGCUUAUCGCUUUAACAAUCUGGAUUAUUUUCUACGAUCGUAUUUUGGUCCCUUUGCUAUCAAAAUAUACUGGAAGGCCAAGAGGGCUAAGUCCUGUGACCCGAAUGAGGAUUGGUUUAAUAGUCUCUUGUAUGUCUAUGGCAUUGUCUGCCAUAACAGAAAGAAUAAGACGACAAAAGGCAAUAGAGGAAGGGCAUGAGGACGACCCAAAUGCUUUAGUGAACAUGUCUGCUAUGUGGUUCGUGCCACAGUAUGCACUACUCGAAAUGGCUGAGGCUGCCCAUACAGUUGGACAGAUUGAGUUCUUCUACUCUCUACUGCCCAAAAGCAUGUCCAGCUUCGCAUCAGCUAUGCACACUGUUGGGAGUGCUGUAUCGAGUUUGAUUGGAAGUAUUAUGGUGAGUAGUGUGGAUUGGCUUUCAUCAACCGGAGGUAAAACAAGCUGGCUUUCGAGCAACAUUAAUAAGGGUCACCUGGAUUACCAUUUCUGGCUGCUUACUUUUUUGAGUUUGCUAAACUUGUUAUAUUUUCUGAUCAUCUGCCGGUUUUAUGAAACUGGGAAUGAUGAGAUCAGUAGAUCACCUCAUGUGGCCGAUGAGGAAGAAUGUGAUUAUAGACUCUUACCUGAAUCUUGA
Messenger RNA from Solanum verrucosum, 1994 nucleotides. RefSeq names its product protein NRT1/ PTR FAMILY 1.2-like. The transcript is spliced from 4 exons. Bases 246 to 1994 code for a protein of 582 amino acids. Gene Ontology annotation, molecular function: transmembrane transporter activity. Gene Ontology annotation, biological process: transmembrane transport. Lineage: Eukaryota; Viridiplantae; Streptophyta; Magnoliopsida; Solanales; Solanaceae. Gene Ontology annotation, cellular component: plasma membrane. The record is from RefSeq and is a predicted model, not a curated record.